Messenger RNA from Thamnophis sirtalis, 831 nucleotides. The record is from RefSeq and is a predicted model, not a curated record. Lineage: Eukaryota; Metazoa; Chordata; Lepidosauria; Squamata; Natricidae.
CAUGCAAAUCUGUGCUUAUCUAACCUUGCGCGGCUGAGAGGCGGGACGGAACCAAGAAGGCGAAUUGGGGGGAGCCAGGAGCGGGGCUGCUGCGGGCGUCAACGAUGGCAGCUGCGGGAGCUUUGGCUUUGCUGAGAUCCUGCAGGAAGCCAAGAUGGAAUAUACCUCUCUGCAUAAAUCAUUGGAACACUCGUUCUUGUCUUUCUAAAUCUUUCAAAUCAGAAGCUUUACCACAUACAGUCCAAGAAGGAUUAACUUGUGCUCCACUUCAGACAUUUACAGAAGAAGAGUUAAUGAUUAAACAGUCAGUAAAAAAAUUUGCCCAAGAACAAGUUGCUCCAUUAGUACAAAAAAUGGAUGCUGAUGCAAAAUUCGAUGAUUCUUUAUUCCAAGGACUAUUUAAACAAGGGGUUCCUGAAAGCAAUAUAAUGGGGCAAGUUGGUCAUGGCUAUAAGUAUGCUAUUGGAAUGCUGAAUACAGGAAGAAUUGGCAUAGCUGCGCAGAUGCUGGGAUUAGCACAGGGGUGUUUCGAUCAUACUGUCCCAUACACAAAGGAAAGAACCCAGUUUGGAAAAAGCAUUUUUGAUUUUCAGGGACUGCAACAUCAGAUUGCUCAAGUGGCCAUUCAGAUUGAAGCAGCAAGGUUGCUGACUUACAACGCAGCCCGAUUUGCAGAAACUGGGAAGCCAUUUAUAAAACAAGCAAGCAUGGCCAAAUAUUACGCAGCAGAAGUUGCAACUCUAACAACAAGUAAAUGUAUUGAAUGGAUGGGUGGAGUUGGCUUCACAAAAGAUUAUCCAAUUGAAAAAUAUUACAGGGACUGCAAGAUUG